This is a messenger RNA of Giardia duodenalis, 1200 nucleotides long. Its product is annotated as SHIPPO repeat domain-containing protein. The transcript has a single exon. The record is from RefSeq and is a predicted model, not a curated record. Lineage: Eukaryota; Fornicata; Diplomonadida; Hexamitidae. Bases 1 to 1200 code for a protein of 399 amino acids.
AUGGACUACAGCACAAUAGGGCCUGGGCCCGCCGGUUACACGAUAAAGUCUCAUCUGGGAGAGGCUCCUGCGUGGUCCUUGAAAGGUAGGCACCCGCAGAAAGGUGAGAACAUUGGGCCAGGACCAGGGGCCUAUCGCGAUCACGAGGGGCCACGAGGCCCGGCAUUUUCCUUCUCGGGGCGAGAAGGGGUUGAAUAUGCGAAUAUCAGCCCCGGUCCUGCAGCUUAUUCUCAGAAUGUGCGACCAAUCAAACCCCAGUCUCCCUCAUUUUCACUCCGGAGCCGGACGACUAUUCGCGGCGGCAACGAAAACCCAGGACCAGGGGCAUAUGAGCAAAAUGUCGACCCUAUUAAGGAACGUGCCCCAGCGUCGAGUUUGAGGAGCCGUGUUGGCGCUGAUAUCAUUAACACAAACCCUGGUCCCGGGGCGUACAACCAAGACAUCAGGCCAACUAAGGCAUCUGCGCCGUCUUACUCUCUGUCAGGACGUCCAGAGAAUGCUGCCAUAGACACAAUCCCCGGACCAGGCGCAUAUAGCAUUGCGACCCACCUUUCCGGACCUGCGUCUACUCUCAAGGGUAGAACAUCCACGCAUACGCCCGACAACUACCCAGGUCCAGGAGCAUAUGAGCAGGAUGUACGGGCCGUUAAGCCGGCGCUGCCUGCGUUUUCGUUGCGAAGCCGGCAUGGACCAGAGAGCACAAACAUCAAUCCGGGUCCAGGUACCUAUGAACAGGAUGUGUCCCAGAUCAAACCAGCGGCUCCCGCUUAUUCCCUCUCUGGCAAGAACGUCAAUCUCCUAAAGAAUACCAACCCGGGUCCUGGGACAUAUGAGCAUACUAAGUUCAGCUCUGUAAAAGAACGGGGUCCUGCUUACAGCCUUUCUGGCCGGACUCUCAUCGGACGCGUCACUGUAACUCCUGGUCCCGGUGCAUACAAUGACGACAAGUACUACAGGUUGGGCGCUCAUGGACCUGCGAUUAGUAUAGGCACAAAGUAUAGAACACGCAGAACGCAUGCUAGCCCCGGGCCAGGGGACUACGAAAUCGCUCUGUCGCACAGCGUGCCAUCAUUCAAACUCUUGGCACAAGGGCAUGGCAAUAGGGUUCAGCAGUCGACACCUGGGUUUUAUAAGCUGCCCUCUACACUCGGCGGACCAGCCUUUUCUAUGUCUAGCAGAACAAAGAUGAAGUAUUAUUGA